This is a messenger RNA of Mytilus californianus (California mussel), 5869 nucleotides long. RefSeq lists its product as uncharacterized. NCBI's taxonomy places the organism in Eukaryota, Metazoa, Mollusca, Bivalvia, Mytilida, Mytilidae. Gene Ontology annotation, molecular function: DNA-binding transcription activator activity, RNA polymerase II-specific; RNA polymerase II cis-regulatory region sequence-specific DNA binding. The coding region runs from base 71 to 3961 and encodes 1296 amino acids. The record is from RefSeq and is a predicted model, not a curated record. Gene Ontology annotation, biological process: regulation of transcription by RNA polymerase II. Gene Ontology annotation, cellular component: nucleus. The transcript is spliced from 4 exons.
AUUUCCGGUUGAUGAAAAAGUUCAAAAUUUUUGUUUUGGAGGAAAAUAUUGAGAUAGUUUUGAGACAAAGAUGGAAGAAGAAGAAGAAUUAAGUGCUGAUGUGUCAAACAUAUUCAAGUCUAUACAAGCAGCAUGUGAAGAGCUUACACAGAGAGGACAGGAAUAUCUUUUGGUAACAGCUGACCCAGCCAGUCAAAGUUGUAUGAAAAUUGGAUCUGAGAAAGGGAGACAAUUCCUGGAUGUCAACUCAGAAUUGGUCAUAAAUUUCUUUUCAUACUGCUUUGGUGCACAAAUAAUUGAGAAUCUUGGUGACCAGAAUGAAACAACCAACCAGACUGAUAUUCCUGGUAACAUAAUAGAUAGUUUAGAUACACCAACAGACAUUAAGCAACCAACAAUCAAUCAGCCAAUAGAUACAACUAUCGAAGAAGAUAAAGAACAAGUUAGCACAAAUACCGAUUCAAGUAAUGACCGUACAGAAGUAUUUCCUGACUUACAGUUAGUCACACAGACUACUGACCGUAAGCCUAGUACCGGUACAGUUACACAUACAGACCAACCUGAACAGCAGUUAAUUAGUUCAGGACUACCAACUAGUCAAUCUGAUGAAAAGAUAAUUUCUUCCAGAGAACAAGGAGAAAAAGAUCUUCAAAAGCUUGAACAUUCUAAAAAGCAAAUUUCAAAAGAAAUCAAUUGUACAGAACAGCCUACUGAAUCGAAUCUAGAAGACUUGUCAGCACAUGAGGAAGUUCAUAAAGACCUAGAUUUGGCCUCUGAGGAGAGUACAUUACCUCAGAUAGUCAGUGAAAGUCAAACUUUAGGUAUAGAUUCUAAAAAUGAAAAGAUAGGUGAUGAACUAGCUGAAAUUGUUGAUGCAAUUCCUGCUGUAAAUGAAAAUAGUACUGAUUCAGAAACUGAUAAUCAAGCUGAUUCCACUAAAGCACAAAUUGAAUCUGGUGGUCUAAAUGAUUCCACUAAAGUACAAUCUGAAUCUGGUGGUCUAAAUGAUUCAGUUAAAGUACAGUCUGAAUUUGGUAUUCUAAAUGAUUCCACUAAAGUACAAUCUGAAUCUGAUGAUCUAAAUGAUUCUACUGAAGCACAACCUAAAUCUGGUGAUCUAAAUGAUUCCAUAAUUGCACAAUCUGAACCUUGUGGUCUAAAUGAUUCAAUUGAAGCCCAAAGUCAGCAUGAAUUAAUUAAACAAGAUAAAUCUUUUGUUGCAGAGAAAAUGGUCACCAGGAAAGGAAACCAAAAAGCAAAAUCUUCAAUUUCUUCUAUGGAUGGUGAAAAGAAAUCUCAAAUUUUGAAAGAAGCUACAAACUUGCUUGAUAAAGAAAUUUCAAAUGUGAAGGCAACAAAACAAGCAAAAAAUAUAACAAAAAACACCAACUUAAGACCUGUUACUUCAGAAACAAAAUUGACAAAGAAAAAACAAUCUAAAAAUAAAAAUGCGAUGAUAAUUCCUGAAGAGAAAGCAGAGGAUAAACCUUCAAAACCAACUUGCACUGUGUGUAAAGCUACAUUCUCUAGGAUUCAUAGUUUGAAGGGUCACAUGCUGAUUAUACACCAAUUGGAAGUGAGUAUGGAGGAGUUACAGAGGGAGCCAGCACAGACAUCCAUUGAGCAGAAAAAAGAAAGUAUACCACCUACUAAGAAGAAACAAGCUCAGAACUCUGCUUCUAAAAACAUGUCAUAUCCUAGUAAUGACAGUGAAAUGACUUCUGACAAAAAUGCAAAGUCUUCACUGGUAACGGAAACUGCAGAAACGUUGUCAGAGAAUAAUGCAUCUUCUCAAGUUCAAAUGAUUUUACAAUGUGGCAGCAUAGAGCAAGAUGCAGAAAUUACAAGAAUUUUUGAAAAAGAUAAGCAGCAUAAAGUACAACUUAAGAUUAAAAGUGAGCCUCUAUCUGAUGAGGAACAAGAUGAAGCUGAGGUCCACAAAGUAAAAAGAAGAAAGCUUUUUACUAGAGACGAAGUUGAUGACAGUAAAAAAAUUAAACAUGAAAACAGUGACCAAGAAUCUUCAGAACAAGAUAUAGUUGCACUAACGACUAUAGAUUUAAUCAAUAGUCUUAGCAGUGGUAACAGUAGCAAGGAAGGAGCAAGCCAAGAGAAUUAUAUGAUGCAGUCAGAGGAUAAUAUCAUAGUUUUGGAAGAAAAUCAUGAUGAAAAUGUCCCUUCAGCUAAUAAAGGAAAGAAAAAUCAAAAGCCUGAAAAGAAACAGGAAGAUGUCUAUUGUGAACUCUGUGAUAAAAACUUUCAAAAAGCUUUUAAUCUUACUAUUCACAACAUACGAUUUCAUCCUAGUAUCAUAAUGAAACAGUUUGGUGUUGACAUGGUAACACAGGUGAAGCAAGAGGUUGUUGAUGAAGAUAUUGGACUUAUUGAUAAUCAAAUUGAGGAAGAUGACAACCAACACGACAAUCUGAAUGAUUCCACACAAGAGAAUGAAGAAAUGGACAAUAGUGAUUCCGUCGUUGAUCCCAUGGAUAGAUUGCAGGAAAUCAAACAAAAUGAACAGAUAAAAAAGUAUAUUACUAUAACAGAGCAGGAAAAUAACACUUUGCUACUCAGCUGUAAUAAUUGUCAAUUUUCUUGUGAAGAAUUUCAUCAGGUGCUUGUCCAUAUUGCUAGAAUCCAUCCAGAGCUGUCUGCAGAUUUAGAUCUAAUGAUGAGUUGUUUCUAUGGUAUCAAGACAUUCAAUAAAAAAUGUGAUGAAUGUCCAUUGAUAUUUAAAUCUGUAUCUAGAUUGUGGAGUCAUAUCGUACAAGAACAUCCAGAAAGUGUUGAAAAUUGUAGUAAGAAAAAGCGUUUGCGUCAUUUAAUUAACAAAUAUAAAAGUAAAAAAUCAUUCGUCAGAUGUGACAUUUGUGGUGAACAUUUGCGUAGCAUGAGAGCUCUUGACAAUCAUAUGGCAAUGCAUCCAGAAGCAGGAAGAAGAUAUCAAUGUCCACAGUGUUCUCAAUCAUUCAGCACAAAACCAAACAUGACUCGCCAUUUCAAACAGAUUCAUUUAGAGGAGAAAAAGUUUCAAUGUGACAUAUGUGGAAGAUCUUUUUCACAGAAGGAGACAUUAAAAUACCAUCGACAAACUCACGAGGAGGAAAAAGACAAACCCAGACUGUUCGAGUGUCAUAUUUGUAAUAAAAAACUAAGGAAGAAGGAAUCAUUACAAAUUCAUCUUCGUCAACAUGAAGGCAUUAAACCUUAUAUCUGUGAAUAUUGUGGAAUGGCUUUUACACAGAAUGGCAACAGAAUUAAGCAUGUUCAACUCAUUCAUAAUGAAGAUAGAAGUUUGGAAUGUACAAAAUGUGGCAAAAGUUUUAAACUUCAGGAACAUUUGAAACGUCACAUGAAAAUGCAUCUAAUCAGGGAGGGCGAGAUACCGGCAGAUAAAACCUACCUUUGUGAAUAUCCAGGAUGUGGUGCUCGUUAUACAACAUCUACCCAGCUGAAAGUUCAUACUAUGUCAAAACAUACCAAUGAAAGACCGUGGACGUGCUCCACUUGUAAUAAAGGUUUCACCACAAGAGACAAGUUGUUGAGGCAUGAACAGACACAUGUGGAAGGGUUAUAUGAUUGUGAAAUAUGUCAUAAAAAGCUUCAAAGUAAGGAAGGUUUAGCCAUACAUACAAAAUACCACCAAAUUGGACACGAAAGUGAUCACUUUGAAGUAUCUGUUCAUGACUUUGAAACUGUUAUCAUUCCCCAAGAGAAUGGAGCGCCAAUCAAAGUCCAGUUAGCUCACUCUGAGCCAAUCACAACAGACAUUGCUAAUGUAGGAGGAGUUAGUUCAGAGGAUACUACAUACUACCUCCAGACCUCAAAAUCAGAUGAGGUUGAGGAGGACUCAAUACAAGUAGAUGAUAAUACUAUAUUAGUAGAUCCAAGUGUAUUAGAGUCUGUGCUAGGGGCUACCUCAGAUGAACAAACUGUAUAUUAUUACGUAACUGGUAACUAAAUCCUUGCUUCAUGUUCUUAGAGUCUGUGCUCGAUACUACCUCAGAUAAACAAACUGUAUUAUAUUAUGAUAAUGUAGUUGGUAACUUAAUUUGCUCUUCGCAAUCUUUGAAUAGAAUAUAAAGAGAUGUUCCACAUGUUCUAAAACAGGUAUACCGUAUUAUACUGGGAGACAAAAGAGAGGAUACACUUUUAUUUGCUGACUAUAACUUACUUUGGAUUAGUUAUUAUUUGUGGGUUAUCAAUUUUCAUUGAAUUUAUAACCUGGUAAAGGCUAAUGUUUAAUGAUGUACACAUUUUCUAUAGGCUUAUACAUGUUAUAUGCACACUUUAGUGCAACCAUGAAUUUAUUAUCUAGGAAAAUACAGUUUUUCUUUUCCACUAAAAAUGGUACCCCUGAAAAUAACUGAAUCCACAGUAAUAUCAUUUAAUCUUCUGAGCGUACUUCAAGUUUAUUAAUGUGAAAUAUCAAUAAAAAGAGGGUGUUAAUGAACAGAUAAUACAUGAUUAAUAAGUGCAAAUUUUGCCAUAUGUGAUUUAUUUUUUAGAAUUACUUUAUGAAAGCAGCACUAUUUUUCUGGAUAUAAAGUUUUCUUAUUAAACAAUGCCUGAACUAAAUGCAUAAAAUUGAGAAUGGAAAUGGGGAAUAUGUCAAAGAGACAACAACCCGACCAAAGAGCAGACAACUGAAAACAGAAAACUGUUAUAAUGUAAAACUCCAUAAUAUUUUUGGGAUAAGCAUUUUAAACAGUGUAUCCUUUGUUUUGUCCUCUUGUAUAUUAAGGUACUGUUGAGUCUAGGAAUAUACUCAUUAUAAUGUGCAAAGAAAACAAUACCCUUUUUCUAGGUUGUCAAUUAUACAAAAUGUGCUAAGAUAACGAUGUUUACUUGUUUAUUAAUUCAAGUUUCAAAAUUUGCCAAGUUUAGAUAAAAUGGAUAAAAAUAAUUGUCAGCUACAUGUGACCUUAAAGCAUUGUAAAUUAUUUAUUUAUUUUAUUUUGAUUUCAUCUUUUUUUCACAUAUAAAAACCAUUACCGUAUGAAAUCCAGUAUAACCACAAUGUUUUUUCAGCUGCUUUUAUUUUCCGGUUAAUAAUGGCUGACCAAAGUUUUUUCGAUGGAAAAGUACUAGUAUUUGCAAUGUUUAUAUGGUGUACUUAGCAACAAAUAUUCCUAUGAUAUUUUUUUGGAACCACACUUUUUCAUUUAUUCUACGAAGCUCGAUAGAGUAAACAAUUUUAACCAAGCUUUUCAGGAAAAGGGUAUGGAGUUUCCUUUAUAGGAAUUUAUCAUUUCUGCUAUCAAAUAUAAAUGAUAUUUUAUUUUUUUUCUGAAACUUCUCUGUGCCUGCUUUAAGAAUAAAUAUAUGGCAUAAUGAAAGAAAGGUCUUUUUUUAGAUUGUAAAUUUGGCAUUUGGGAAACAUACCUGUAUGUAAUAUUGUUGGUGUUAACUUGCUCCACUCCCCCCAAGUUUUUUUUUAACCCCAUGUGUCCCAAACACAUAAAAUGCUAGACAUUUAAUUGGGUUCACCAUAUAAAGUUAAGGAGGAAAACAUUACCAUAUAGAUAAAAAAAAAUUAGAUCUUUCAGAUUGAUAAAUAUAUAUAUAUGAUUAUAUCUGUUGAGAUUCUUUAUUAGAUAUUAAAACCCAAAGUCCUCAGAUGUUUUAAUUUAAUUAUCAUUUACUUAUUUAUUGUUGGUGGGUGCAUUUAAUAGCAAACUGUUUCACUGGAAUGAUAUUGAUUUCAUAACGAAAAGUAAUAAAAUUGGUAAACUGAAUGGUUUUGGUUUCAAUGUGAUUUUUAUGACAUUUCCAGUCAUUUACAUUACAAUGAGUAUAACAUAAUAUGUUUUGUAUCAUAAACAUGUUUUUGAAUUGUUACUGCAAUUAUUAAAGUUUAUGAAAAUCA